This is a messenger RNA of Argiope bruennichi, 2695 nucleotides long. RefSeq names its product septin-7-like. Gene Ontology annotation, cellular component: septin complex; septin ring; microtubule cytoskeleton. NCBI's taxonomy places the organism in Eukaryota, Metazoa, Arthropoda, Arachnida, Araneae, Araneidae. The record is from RefSeq and is a predicted model, not a curated record. Bases 363 to 2162 code for a protein of 599 amino acids. Gene Ontology annotation, molecular function: GTP binding; molecular adaptor activity; GTPase activity. The transcript has 13 exons. Gene Ontology annotation, biological process: cilium assembly; cytoskeleton-dependent cytokinesis.
UUUUAUUGGUGGAUGAGUUGUAUGUAUCGAUCGAGAGAGAGAAUCUUGGCGAACCGGGUUGGCGAUUUUUUUCUACCUGUCAACGCAUCUUUUAAGGAAGAGGACAUUAUGUCGACACUCAAGUGACCACAUCCGCUGUGGAACUUAGUUCAAGAGUUGACUCUUGUUUUCGAGUAGAUUGCACUUGCUUCUCGUUGACUGUGAAGUUAGUUUUCCGGCGUGCCACUCUCAUUCAAACCUGAAGUUGCGAAAUUCUUUUUCGGAGAAAACAUAGUUCUCUGUUAUAAUAUAUCCUCAAGAUAUAUAUUAUAAAACUUUAAUCUACGUAAAUAACUUUUGAAUUCGUCCGGUAUUUAAAUAACAUGGGCGAAGAAGUUUUCCGUCAACAACCUACUUCACGUUCUACAAUCCGAACCAUCGUUUACCUGCCGAAGGAAGAUGUAGUUAAAACUAUGAAAUUGCUGUCCAGUCCUUCUGAUAGUGGUAGCGGCAGUUCGCAUGAAAUCACGACUAUUUUCAAACCUUUUUCUGUGACCACUGCUCCGAGUAGUCCAUCGACUGUCCAUCCUGAAUCUUCGUCAGGCAGUAAUUCGACACCUCCCUACAGAUUUGCAAGUAUUGAGAGGUUGGUGCAACGUCAAAAGAUCUAUGACAGCAAUAAUCUGCCUGUUGUCGCUCAUUUUGAUGACACCCCUGUUGAGUACACAUAUUCUCUUUCACAAAAAAGAGAAAUGUUCUUCCGAGAUAGCAGUACUCCUCCACCACCUACUGCUAAUGUACUGCCCAAUGUGCCUGCUAGUUUUGCGCCAAGUGUAAAUAACUUCACCCCAGCAGCUCCCUUGUAUAAUUCUAGCAAUAAGGAGAACACUGCCACAACAUAUGCCAAAGAAGUAUCUGUGAAGGAUAUGGAUGGUUAUGUAGGGUUUGCAAACUUGCCAAAUCAGAUAUAUCGGAAAGCUGUGAAAAAAGGUUUUGAAUUCACGCUUAUGAUUGUUGGUGAGGCAGGCUUAGGAAAAUCUACUUUAAUAAAUUCUAUGUUCCUGACAGAUAUUUAUUCAAAUGAAUAUCCUGGACCAUCACUUCGGCCUAAAAAAACUACACAAGUAGAAACAACUAAAGUGCUGUUGAAAGAAAAUGGUGUAAAUUUGCAUUUAACUGUUGUAGAUACCCCUGGUUUUGGGGAUGCAGUUGAUAAUUCAGAAUGUUGGCAACCUAUUAUCGACUUUAUUGAAAAUAAAUAUGAAGAAUUCUUGAAUGGUGAAUCCCGUGUUCAUAGGAGUUUUGAACCAGAUUCUAGAGUGCAUUGCUGUCUUUAUUUUAUUGCACCAUCAGGACAUGGUUUGAAACCUCUUGAUGUGGAAUUCAUGAAAAGAUUGCAUGACAAAGUAAACAUUAUUCCAGUUUUAGCAAAGGCUGACACUAUGACUCCUGAGGAGUGUGCCGUAUUUAAAAGAACAAUUAUGAAUGAAAUAGGUAAACACAAAAUAAAAAUAUAUGACUUUCCAGAGUGUGGUGAUGACGAAGAAGAAAGCAGAAUGCUUAAAAGAUUAAAAGACCGAGUUCCAUUUGCUGUUGUUGGAAGUAAUACUGUUAUUGAAGUAAAUGGGAAACGUUUGAGAGGGAGAAAAUACCCAUGGGGUGUAGCUGAAGUGGAAAACAUGGAGCAUUGUGAUUUUAUUGCUUUAAGAAACAUGUUAAUUAGAACACAUAUGCAAGACCUGAAAGAUGUUACAAACAAUGUGCAUUAUGAAAAUUAUAGGUGUAAAAAGUUAGCUGCUUUUACUAAUGAUGGGAAACCUGUUAGAAUAUCAAAUAAGAACCCCUUAGCUCAAAUGGAAGAAGAGAAAAAAGAACAUGAACAGAAAAUGAAAAAAAUGGAACAAGAAAGAGAACAACUUUUUGAGCAGAAAGUUAAAGAAAAAUUCCAAAAGCUGGCAGAUUCUGAAGCUGAUUUGGAAAGACGAAAUGAACAGAUGAAAAAAAGUUUAGAAGCACAGCGGAGGGAAUUGGAAGAAAAAAGAAAAGCUUUUGAGGAAGAAAAGACUGCUUUUGAAGCUGCAAACAAAGAUGAGGAAUUAGUACGUCGAGCGUCAGUAGAUGUAAAUAUGAAAGACCCAGAUACAAAAGAAAAGAAGAAAGAAAAGAAAAAAGGACUAUUUUAACUGUACAUAUUUAUAAUGGACAGCAUGAAUUUCAUCUCAUCAUGUUUGCUGUUUCCUCCUUUCUAAGCAUUUUUAUCCAUUAGUUAUUGCUCAUGACAAAUUUGUAAAAGAUGCUUCUUGAACUGGAUAUAAAAAAAAAGUACUUACUUAAGCCUGUGGUUUGUAAAUGGCUGAAAAACUUUUUCCUUUCUUGCAUUUAAAAGGGAGGGGGGCAUUUGUUUGAUUUUGUGCAUGCAUAUUUAUGUAUUCAUUUAAGUCAAAAAUUACUGAGUGGCUUUUAAAACUGAUACUACUUGCUGUACUGUUAUUUUUCUUAAACCAAAAAUAUUAUUGAUAAGAAAGUGUUAAUACUAAACAAAUUUUAUUUUUGCUGCUGUCAUGUGAUACUACUAUAUUUUUAUCAUUAAAAAAUUGUGUUCAUAUUUUUUGAGAUAAAGGCUGCUUUAAAUUUUUUUUAUGAUUUUUUUUACAAACAUUGUGAUGUUUUAUUACAUUAUGUUUAUUUUUUAAUUUUAACUUUUAUAUAGUUGAAG